AUGGUAGUGACUGAGCCACCGCUUCUCGCGGAGGGUAUGUCAUCCUCCAGCGUCAGCGACGUACCAGUCUCGAGAAUUGGAUCGCGACGUUCUCCACAUCGCGACAUUGAUGUAGCGAGCCCUCCGUGCACUGUUGCUGAAAUCACAUCCCUAUCAGCCCUACCAUGGAAAGAUUUUAUCCGUGCCCUCAAUGCCGGCGACAUCAAGCAAAUUUGUAUCGUACCUAUUGCCGUCUCAAUUACAGAAGAAAUUUUGUAG
Messenger RNA from Peronospora belbahrii, 258 nucleotides. NCBI's taxonomy places the organism in Eukaryota, Oomycota, Peronosporomycetes, Peronosporales, Peronosporaceae. The record is from the annotation of a GenBank genome assembly.